AUGCUCGCUGCGGGGGUGAACGCCGAUAUUCGGGGACCUCGCUGGGGCACCAGAACUGCGCUGUUGCUCGCUAUAAGCCAACAUCAUACAGCAAUUGUUAGAAAUCUCCUUGAUCAUGGUGCAAAUCCAAAUUUUAUGGACAAUGUUAAACAUGGCCCAUUGGAAACAGCUAUUUUAAAUGAUUGCGGGAAGGAUAUGAUACAAAUGUUGCUGGAUUUUGGUGCCGAUAUCAAUCUCAAGGGAUACUCAGGGCGUACGCCCUUGUUCACGGCUGUUAUCGCGGGCAAAUCAACCAGUGUGGCCUUUCUCCUGGCUCGAGGAGCUGAUGUACAUGUGCGGGAAUCCAAAGAUCGAAGAACUCCGCUGCAUUUUGCCGCUGAGUCAGCAGGGUCAUUCGAUGUAGUGAGCAUGCUCGUGGAUGUGGGGUCUGAUGCGAAUUGCCUGACGGAAAGUGGUAUGUCACCUCUACAUAAGGCUGCCUAUGCCCGGCUUGCCGACAACGUUCAAGCCCUUUUGGACUGUGGGGCUGACGUGAAUCUCCGCACACCUGCCGGACAAAACGACGGGCAAACGGCAAUUCAUUAUUGUGCCAAAGGAUGGAGUUCAACCAAAGAUGUCAUUCAAUUGCUUGCUGAUCAUGGAGCCGAUGUGAAUUCCAGAGAUUCACAGCAACGUACACCUCUGCUCUUGACUAUUGAACAAGGCAAUGCUCAAUGCGAACAUACAGCAGAGGUGCUACUAGAUCACGGUGCAGAUAUAUGCGCCAAGAAUGAGCGCGGACGGACUGUGAUGCAUGGCGCUGCUCGACAACUCUCGGGGAAAUUGCUGGAAUUGCUUUGUCAACGAGGUGCUGAUGUGAACUGGAGUGAUGACAAUGGAGACACUCCACUGUUCACGGCCAUUGAAUCACCAAAAAGUUGGAAACAAUCUCCGAGGACCAUUGAUGUCCUCCUUCAACUAGGUGCAGAUCUAAACCACAAGAACAGUCGUGACCAGAAUGCCCUUUAUCCCGCAAUUUGUCGCAGCCAUCUAGCAGCGGCACAGAUUCUCCUCGAGCGCGGUGCAAAUGUGCACAAUCAGGAUAGCCAAGGGAUGACCCCUAUGCAUUGGUGUAACAGAGCGUUUGUUGGGCACGACACCACUAAUGUUAUCGGUCGUAUGAUUGGGCUACUUAUCAAACACGGGGGUGACGUUAAUUCUCGAAACUAUGCCGGGCAAACUCCACUGGGUAUGAAUUUACAGACGGGCAGUUUGCAGGUCCGCGAGUGCUUAAUAAAUGCCGGUGGCAUUGAGUAA
This is a messenger RNA of Penicillium maclennaniae, 1296 nucleotides long. Its product is annotated as ankyrin repeat domain-containing protein. The transcript has a single exon. The record is from RefSeq and is a predicted model, not a curated record. Lineage: Eukaryota; Fungi; Ascomycota; Eurotiomycetes; Eurotiales; Aspergillaceae. Gene Ontology annotation, molecular function: protein binding. The coding region runs from base 1 to 1296 and encodes 431 amino acids.